GCUUUCCAACGGCGCGGUCUUUUUUAGCUGGAGCUUUUUCCCCACAUCGAGGAGCGUGUAUUUCUUGUCUCUCUUGCCAACUGCAGCAAUUUGCAAUUUUAAUUAACUUAAGACAGCCUGCUGAACAGAAAGAGACGCCAUAAAAGCAAAAAAUGGGCCAAGUCAAGAAAGCAUCAACUGCUCUGAGCAAACUUUUCGUCUACGGAGCUCUGAAGUACGGUCAGCCGAGCAACUCGAUCCUCGCCAGCUCUAGCAAUGGGUUUGCCAAGUUUUGGUGCAAGGCCACCACCACAGAGAAGCUGCCGCUGGUCAUUGCCACGCGCUACAACAUUCCCUUCCUCCUGAACAAGCCAGGCAUUGGCUAUUAUGUAACCGGUGAGAUCUACGAAGUGGACGACCGUAUGCUCAACUCCCUGGACAACCUCGAGGACUGCGAAGACAUCUACACCCGUGAGAAGCAAGACAUGAACAUCGGCGUGGGCGAGGGCACCAUCCCGUGCUGGGUCUAUCUACUGCAAAAGUAUCCGGAGAAGCUGCUUUCCCUGCAGUACUUGUCCAGCUACGAGAACAGCUCCACCCAUCCGUACAUCAUGCGCCACCGCCGCACCCACAAGCAUCCUGCCCAGGACGAUCUGAGCUAUGAGGCCCAAAACUAAUGGUUUCCCCCUUGGAUGUGCUCUGGGAAGCCUGGCCAAUUAUUAAUAGAAUGUUACCGGUAGUUGCAUUUGUAGACCGUACAAUAUUGAUUCCCACCCUGGGGAAACAGACUUAACAGAUUGAUAUAUACACGUAUAUACAAACGUA
Messenger RNA from Drosophila guanche, 804 nucleotides. RefSeq names its product troponin C-akin-1 protein (gene Tina-1). Gene Ontology annotation, molecular function: gamma-glutamylaminecyclotransferase activity. Lineage: Eukaryota; Metazoa; Arthropoda; Insecta; Diptera; Drosophilidae. The transcript is spliced from 3 exons. The record is from RefSeq and is a predicted model, not a curated record. Bases 153 to 656 code for a protein of 167 amino acids.